AGUGACAGGAGUAAACGCUGACAGUGGUGACUGAGAAAGGGCUGCUGGGUGGAAGAUCCAUGUAAUGUCUUGAUCCCUAUUGAUCUCCUCCAAGAUACCAACUUUGUGCCUGAGUGAAAAAGCUUUUCCAGGAUGGCUUUGAAUUGCUACUGGGGAGUCUUGGCAGUCUGUAUGAUGACUUUUCCAAGCACACUUUGUUUCCAGCAGGACCAGUCCAGAGUGUUACUAUUAUCUUUUGAUGGAUUUCGAUGGGAUUACAUUUAUAAAUUCCCAACGCCUAACUUUCAUUAUAUCAUGAAGAAUGGUGCUCAUGUUAAACAGGUUACUAAUGUGUUUAUUACGAAAACGUAUCCUAAUCAUUAUACAAUGGUGACAGGUCUCUAUGCAGAGAGCCAUGGCAUAGUUGCUAAUGAAAUGUAUGAUCCUGUCCUGAACAAAAUUUUCUCCCUGAACAACAUGAACAUCUAUAAUUCAAAGUUCUGGGAAGAGGCCUGUCCGAUAUGGGUCACCAACCAAAUGGAAGGACAUAGAACCGGAGCUGCUAUGUGGCCUGGAACAGAUGUAAAAAUACAUGGAGUCUUUCCUACACACUAUAUGUUUUACAAUGAGUCUGUUUCAUUCGAAGAUCGAGUUGACAAACUUAUUGAUUGGUUUACCUCAGAAGAACCCAUAAAUUUUGGUCUUCUGUACUGGGAGCAGCCUGAUGCGAUGGGGCAUGUUUUGGGUCCAGAAAAUCCACGUAUGGGCGCAGUCAUUAGUGAGAUUGAUGACAAGCUGGGAUAUCUUGUGUCAGAACUGAAGAAAGCAAAGUUGUGGGACACACUGAAUAUCAUAAUCACAAGUGACCAUGGAAUGGCACAAUCUUCUUCAGAAAGGCUCAUAGAGCUUGAUCAAUACGUGGCUAGAGAGCUGUAUACAAUGGUUGAUCAUUCUCCAGUGGUAGCGAUUUUGCCAAAAGAAGGCAAACUUGAUGAAGUGUAUGAAGCCUUGGUCAAUGCUCAUCCCAACAUGACUGUUUAUAAAAAGGAGGAGAUCCCAAAUAGAUUACACUACAAACACAACAGUAAAAUUCAACCAAUCUUAGCACUGGCUGAUAAAGGAUGGGAAAUCUUACAAAACAAGUCUGAUCAACUUCUCUUGGGUAAUCAUGGAUACGACAACAUCCUACCAGAAAUGCACCCAAUCUUCUUGGCCUAUGGUCCUGCCUUUAGAAAGAAUACCACCAAAGAAGCCAUGAGUCUCACAGAUCUGUAUCCCUUGUUGUGCCAUCUGCUUGGUAUCAGUUCAUUGCCAAACAAUGGGUCAUUCAGCAAUGUGGAAGAUUUGCUUCUUACGGAAGUUCCAAGAGACCUGAAUCCUAGAUAUUAUGCACAGGAGUCCUAUGCCUAUUUUAUAGGAGUUUUUCUUGGUAGCAUUCUUGUUGUUGUUUUUCUUCUAGUUUUUAUUAAACACAUAACCUACAGCCACCUACCCAGCAUGCAGGUACAACACACUGAAAUUUCCCAGCCGUUACUACAAGGGUAAUAUUACUUGCCAAUGAAGGCACUUUAAUAAAAACAAUGAAAAGUUAUUCUAGGUAUUUUGAGCUUAAACAAAGUUUUCCUAGAAAUUAGGUGAGUAGAUCUGCAAAAAUAAAUACAUGGGGUGCACUGGAGUAAAUGUGUAACAGAUGCAUACAGGGAGAGCAUGUUUCUGUUGCACCAUAUAACCACUUAAUUUUUCAGGGGUUGAAAACCCCUCUCGAUAACACUGGAAGGAUAUGUAUGUAAAUAUUUAGUAACUUUAAACCCUUGGAUACCUCAUUUUAAGCUAAUAUUGGAAAUAGAAAUCAUUUUAGAUUCACUAAGCUCUUGGUCUUUAUCUUUUGAAUUAAAACAAAUAAUGGAUUUUAACAAAAAUCUAUUUAGGUUAAGAAAAGAGUGUAAGGGAUUCACAAUGGAAGGAUGGGCAGAUUAAAUCUAUACUAUCCAACAUGCUCUGAUUUUGUGCAUUCCGUAUAAAUAUCACUAGAAUAGUGUUUGUACAAGUUGCAAAGCCAUGUAUGUCUCUAAAUUCUCUCUCUAAAUUAUUGCAACUAAAACACAUACCUUGAUAUAUUCCAAUGUUAUUACUAUAAUAAUCAGGCAGCAUUAAAUUUAUUUGAACUACUAUUUGGUUAUAAUGUUUAAGGCUUCAAUAAACUAAAAUAUUCAAUAGGGAAGUGAAGUAGGAAAAAAGAUAACUAACAAGAACCUACAUAGACCUGUAUUAUACCAGGAAAACUGAGCUAAAUUAGCAUCCUUUUGAUAUCUCGUGGAAGUAAUAGACAACAAAAUAGACAGCAGGCCAAAUCCCCCCCUAGCUUAAGCAGCUGUGAUUCUACUGAUGCAAGUGGAGUUGAGCCCCUAAUGGGCAGCCGUGAGUUUGACUGUCCUUUUUAAAUUCUAUCCUUGCAAGGUGGGGGAUAUGUAGGACUUUCUUUGCAGCCAUAGGGCAAUCUGCAUCAUAGUGUUGUUUGUUGCAGACAGGAAUCUGGAAAGUUUUCCACAGAAACUAUAUUGAUGCAGUGGAUACUGCUCAGGAGUAAUGUGGCAACGAGACCCUCUCUCAUUCAAGAUCUAUUCUAAUUCUAAGUUUGUAAAGAAUUAUACUAGUUCCUAUGUAAAAACAAAUCUGUCUGAAUUGUAAAGGGUGGCUUUUGCUUGAAAGUGGAUCAGACAGGAUAGUCUGAAAUAAUGAAGCAAGAAAAUUGAUAUAACUAGCAGGAAUUCUUCCUUGAUGCAACUUGUGUAGCAACAAAAUUUGCUUGUGAGCUGUAACCAUAACUAAUUCCACUGCUGUAGCAGACAUAUUUAUAGCUGAAAUGGGCCAUUGUGCAUUUUGGUCUUUAAUUGUAGCAGGCAGUGUUGUGCAUUUCUAAAUUGAGUUAUGUGACCCACAGAAGGCUGGUGUUUCCUGGGCUGUAGCUUAUUGUCAAAUUGGGGUGGGCAAGAAUACUGAAACUGAGUUGGUAGUCACAGAACUCAGUUUCAAAACUCAGCAUUGUGUAUAACUUAAUCUGACUCAUGUCUGUGAAAUUCUGUUGUAAUUGUCCUGGGGAUCAUGUGCUAUUGCUCCACCUCCAUCUUUGCUUAGGUUGUCAAGGAAAAUCACCCUGUGGCCACAGUGCCUGUAAUGUAAAGCUGCCUGUUGCUGGAGAAGCUCACAUGCUGUUUUUGUUAUCACCUGACUCACUAAAAGUAGACCAGACUUUGUCUUAAUUCAUCUGACAAAUAAUUCUUUUAAAACAGAUGAAAAUGGUGUUCACAGUAGUAGUUAAGACCUUGAAGCUCAGAGCAGAUGAACCUAGCUUAAAAUCAGGCUACCAGUAAACUUUACUAAGAGGAAGGUCAGGAUCCACUGCAAUCUUUACUUUGGCAAUCUUGUCCUCAGGAAUUGGUGGAAGGUAUUUUGGUUGGAUGGUAAGGGGAGAUGUUUUGAUAUAUAAAAUCUCUACCUUUUCUGAUCUUAGUAUCCUAUGUGCAAUAAUUCUUUCAGAUCAAUUGAAUAAAUGUAUUCACAUACAGAACUGAGAGCUACAGUCUGACAGCACUUCCUGCAGUGGGGAAGCCUAGAUAAUCUUCCCUUACUCUGUCCAUUUCCAGUAGCUUCUUCACUCAAGCUCUAUCCCCUCUUCCCAAUGACCUUGGUAUUAAAAUUUUCAUGCAGGAUA
This is a messenger RNA of Trachemys scripta elegans, 3691 nucleotides long. It is a transcript of the gene ENPP5, whose product is annotated as ectonucleotide pyrophosphatase/phosphodiesterase family member 5. Lineage: Eukaryota; Metazoa; Chordata; Testudines; Emydidae. The transcript is spliced from 4 exons. The coding region runs from base 133 to 1524 and encodes 463 amino acids. The record is from RefSeq and is a predicted model, not a curated record.